AGAACCGGGGAAGGGAGGGAGGGAAUGAGGGAGGGGAAUCGAAUCAGAAGAAGAAAUAAACGACUGAGGGAGAGUUGAGGAACGGAGGGGCCGAAGGUGGAUGCACGAGAGGUAGCGAAAGACUGCGGAGCCGAGAGAGGACGAGAGAGGUAGCGGAAAACUGCUGAGGUUUAGAGAAGAGUAAAGACAAGAAGCAUCAAAAGUCCCAUAGCCGGUACCCCACCAGAUUCAGGGAUGUAGCCGAAGAGGGGAGAGCUCAGCCUUUCCGAGCUCAUCACUAUGAAGAAACAUUCGGCCAGGGUUGCCCCGCUGUCCGCUUGCAACAGCCCGGUGCUCACCUUAACGAAAGUCAAAGGAGAAGAGCGUCCCAGAGAGAAUGUGGUGGGCAGCACAGCGGACGGCCAGGCGGCAAACGGCGGGGCGCCGGGGGCGGAGCCUGCUACGGGGAGGUGGAGACUUCGUUGCUGCAUCAAAGUCACGGCCGUACAGGUGCGGAAGGCGCUGUGGGGCAUUGCCAUGGUGAUGUGUGUGUGCUCAUCGUGGGCGGGGUCCACCCAGCUGGCCAAGCUCACCUUUAAGCAGUUUGACGCUCCAUUCACCCUCACCUGGUUCGCCACCACCUGGAACUGCCUGUUCUUCCCCCUCUACUACAUCGGACACCUGUGUAAGAGCCCUGAGAGACAGACCCCCAGACAGAGGUUCAGGGAGUGUUGUCGGUUCUUUGGGGACGACGGGCUGACAGCCAAGGUGUUCUUCACUAAGGUGGCUCCGUUUGGAUUGCUGUGGAUCCUCACCAACUACCUGUACCUACAGGCCCUGAGGAAGAUCAACACUACAGACGUGUCAGCUCUGUUCUGCUGCAACAAGGCCUUCGUAUUCCUGCUCUCUUGGAUCGUACUGAGAGACCGCUUCAUGGGGGUCAGGAUCGUGGCGGCCAUCUUUGCCAUCGCUGGCAUCGUGAUGAUGACGUACGCUGACGGCUUCCACAGCCACUCUGUCAUGGGGAUCACCUUCGUUGUGGCCUCCGCUUCUAUGUCUGCACUCUACAAGGUGCUCUUUAAAAUGGUCCUGGGCAGUGCUAAGUUUGGGGAGGCAGCGCUCUUUCUGACGAUCGUCGGCGGGGCUAAUUUUGUGUUCAUCAGCUUUGUGCCAGUCAUCCUGUACUUCACCCAUGUGGAAUACUUUGGUUCUCUUGAGGACAUCCCCUGGUUAUACCUCUGUGGGGUAGCAGGCCUGCUCUUUGCUUUCAAUAUCCUGGUGAACUUUGGCAUUGCCAUCACGUACCCCACAUUAAUCUCUCUGGGCAUUGUCCUGAGUGUCCCUGUCAAUGCCAUGGUUGACCUGUACACAUGUGAGAUCCACUUCAACGCAGUGCGUCUGAUCGCCGUGUUGAUCAUCUGCCUGGGCUUCCUGAUGUUGCUGCUUCCAGAGGACUGGGACCAGUGCUUCAUCCAGCUCCAUGCUAAGCUGCAGAGUAAACGGGAGGAACCAGCCGAGGAGGAGGCAGGGCCCGGCUCCAGCCUCAACUGGAGCAGGAGAGCAAGGCCCUCCAUGUCUACCUUUACACACUGACCACCGUUUAAUGUGGAGGGACGGACGGACACACUGAAACAGACAGGCAGAGGCAAACACGCACACGAAUGGAUGAAUGGACAGAUGGACAGAUACAGACACGCAUACAGUGUACAGACACACAUACCGAUACACACACACACACACACCUUGGACACUUGAUUGCCAUGAUGACCUGCAUGGUCGACCUCUGCCCUCCGCCCUCUCUCUUUCCCCUUCCCUCUCACUAGUUUCUGCCUGGAAACCUUUCUGUUGGUCUGUCAGUCCAUCUGGGUCUGUUCAAGACCUUUUCAUUUCACUGCAAAAAGCACUGAUAUCAAUGUUUGUUCAUUUCACAAUCAACAAAGAAUUAUUUCCUACUUGACCUCCACCAUUUUAGAAGUCAUCAGAGUUGGUGCAUGGGCUCACGUCAUUUAGCAAUACCUCAAAGUCAUUCCAUUGGACUGAUACAUGUAUUUACAUCAUGCCUGGGAAGACUUGCGAACUUGCCUUUGCUUUUCAAAAGACAAGGAUAGAUUGACAGACUAAUAAUAGUUACAUGUUUUUGUCAGACUGAUGAUGGACUUUCUGGCUUUAACAUCAUGUUCCCAUCCCAACCUCCAAGAUCCAGAGAAGAAGAGAACCAGGAGAGAUGGAGUUCUGGUGGGCAUGUCCCUGUUGUCCCUCAGGUGUCAACAUCAUGUUCCCAUCAACCUUCAAGGUCCAGAGAAGAAGAGAACCAGGAGAGAUGGAGUUCUGGUGGGCAUGUCCCUGUUGUCCCUCAGGUGUCAACAUCAUGUUCCCAUCAACCUUCAAGGUCCAGAGAAGAAGAGAACCAGGAGAGAUGGAGUUCUGGUGGGCAUGUCCCUGUUGUCCCUCAGGUGUCAACAUCAUGUUCCCAUCCCAACCUCCAAGAUCCAGAGAAGAAGAGAACCAGGAGAGACAGAGUUCUGGUGGGCAUGUCCCUGUUGUCCCUCAGGUGUCAACAUCAUGUUCCUAUCAACCUUCAAGGUCCAGAGAAGAAGAGAACCAGGAGAGAUGGAGUUCUGGUGGGCAUGUCCCUGUUGUCCCUCAGGUGUCAACAUCAUGUUCCUAUCAACCUUCAAGGUCCAGAGAAGAAGAGAACCAGGAGAGACGGAGUUCUGGUGGACAUGUCCCUGUUGUCCCUCAGGUGUCAACAUCAUGUUCCUAUCAACCUUCAAGGUCCAGAGAAGAAGAGAACCAGGAGAGACAGAGUUCUGGUGGGCAUGUCCCUGUUGUCCCUCAGGUGUCAACAUCAUGUUCCUAUCAACCUUCAAGAUCCAAAGAAGAAGAGAACCAGGAGAGACAGAGUUCUGGUGGGCAUGUCCCUGUUGUCCCUCAGGUGUCAACAUCAUGGCAAAGACCUGCCUUUAGUGCACUGUAGAUCUCCACAGCCCAAUUCCAAACAGACGCUAGCCCCUAAACCCUAGCCCCUAAACCCUAGCCCCUACUACUUUGGCACUUCAUGUAGAUCUGAAAAGAUUAGAUAGGUAUAAUCAGUAAGGUAAUGGGUCCAUAUUGUCCUCUAUUAGAUAGGUAUAAUCAGUAAGGUAAUGGGUCCAUACUGUCCUCUAUUAGAUAGGUAUAAUCAGUAAGAUAAUGAGUCCAUACUGUCCUCUAUUAGAUAGGUAUAAUCAGUAUGGUAAUGGGUCCAUACUGUCCUCUAUUAGAUAGGUAUAAUCAGUAAGGUAAUGGGUCCAUACUGUCCUCUAUUAGAUAGGUAUAAUCAAUAAGGUAACGAGUCCAUAUUGUCCUCUAUUAGAUAGGUAUAAUCAGUAAGGUAAUGGGUCCAUAUUGUCCUCAGAAUUUCCACCUUAUUAGAUCUUCACAACUGCAUAGGGGGUAGGGGGCGAUUUGGGAUUUGACGUUAAUUCACAUUUUGGUUGCCCUCCACCUCAGGAGCCUGUAGAUGUUAGGGUGUGAAAGAAUCUGUCUGGGCGUUUCACUAUCAAUCUGAGCCAUGGAAUGUCUCGCUGUGCCUCUAGCAAAUGAGAAGAGCCAGAGCCAUCUACAGCCACACUGAUUGGCCACCUGCUGUGAUACACUUCCCCCUUAGAUCAGAUCCAGAGCUCCUGCUGGUUCCAGGCUGACACCCUCAGAUCCAGAGCUCCUGCUGGUUCCAGGCUGACACCCUCAGAUCCAGAGCUCCUGCUGGUUCCAGGCUGACACCCUCAGAUCCAGAGCUCCUGCUGGUUCCAGGCUGACACCCUCAGAUCCAGAGCUCCAGCUGAUUCCAGGCUGACAACUUCAGAUCCAGAGCUCCAGCUGGUUCCAGGCUGACAACUUCAGAUCCAGAGCUCCAGCUGGUUCCAGGCUGACACCCUCAGAUCCAGAGCUCCAGCUGGUUCCAGGCUGACACCCUCAGAUCCAGAGCUCCAGCUGGUUCCAGGCUGACACCCUCAGAUCCAGAGCUCCAGCUGGUUCCAGGCCGAAACCCACUGCUCAGUCCCAUGGCUUCAGUCACGACACUCCAGACCAGCCAAACUUAACCAAGCAGCUACAUUUGCAUUAUUUCAAAGUCAUUUCAACCUCCUUAGCUACCACUCAGCUUCUGCUUUGAUACCUGUCGGUAGAUUUCCCACCUUUAAAGUCACCUUAUCAUGAGGCAGACGUACUAUAGUGGUAUACUCUGUCAGUUAGCCAGUGUUGCAGCAACACUAGCCUAGGUUCCAGUCUGUUUAUGCCCUCUUACCAACUCCUUAUAGAAUUGUCAUGGCUUGGGAGUUGGAAAGAGCACAACCAGAUCUGUGAUCAGGCUAAUGACACACAGGGACAAAUCAAACUGCAAGUGAUGAUCUGUAAGGGUGUUGUCUCCUGUGCAAACCUUAUCCCAAGAUGCACAGCCAGGGGUGGGUAGAAAUUAUUACUCUGUCUGUGGCAUUUUGGUGGAGGAGCCAUUAAGGUAGUCCCAUUGAAGUCAUAGUGAGAUCGGCUACGACAUGUUCUGGCUGUGGUAGGAUCGAGCUCUGUCUUCAAGAUACUGUUUUUAUUUAUUCCAUUGAUUAUGAUUCUAAGGCAAGUUAACCACUGUGAGGACUCUUCAGGGUUACUGAUGAGGUAACGAAGCGAGCAAAACACAGACCACAAUGUAGGCGCGGCUUCAAACAGGAAGUGGGCAGAACCUCUGCCUUGUUGUGAAUGUAUACAUGACCACUGCUCAACACUCACCAUGUGCUAUCUAUCUUUUCUAUUUCUUCGGAGGGAGGCACCAUUUGACUGGAUAUGCCACAGCCUCACACUACAACCAUUCUUAUUGCACUCAUCCUUCUUGAAUGAACUCUGAGAUGCAUCUUAUUGAAUGGACGUGUUUUUCUAUUUCUGCAUUUAGUUUGACCACUGAUGUGAAGGGACAGCGAGUGACUGACAUCUACAGAACAAGCAUGCAGAGAUGACCAGAUAUAACUGAGCAGUCCAUUCACUUCACUGCCUAUUCUUUUUGUUCUGCAAUAGAGUACAGGGUUGGGCUCAGUUCCAUUUCAAUUCAGUCAAUUCUGGAAAUAAACUGAAAUUCCAAUUCCCCUCAUUGAAAAGCAUUGAGGAACAUUUUAAUUGAAGUUUGGAAUUUCAGUCUUACAUUGUCUGAAUUGUAAUGGUACUGAGACCAACCCUGAAUAGAAGUACUACAUCAGCACUGUAAUCUCUAAUUGUCAUUCUUCGUAAUGACAAUAUAAUCAUGAUAUUGUAUUCCUCUGGAAUUAUUGCUAGACAUAACUGUAAACCUUUGUAAGGAAUGAAGCUGACUUUUACACUGAAAUAAUAAAUGCAACAUAUGAUUAUCACA
Oncorhynchus tshawytscha (Chinook salmon) is the source of this 5353-nucleotide messenger RNA. It is a transcript of the gene slc35f3b, whose product is annotated as solute carrier family 35 member F3b. The record is from RefSeq and is a predicted model, not a curated record. Gene Ontology annotation, biological process: transmembrane transport. The transcript has 11 exons. Lineage: Eukaryota; Metazoa; Chordata; Actinopteri; Salmoniformes; Salmonidae. Gene Ontology annotation, cellular component: membrane. Gene Ontology annotation, molecular function: transmembrane transporter activity. The coding region runs from base 280 to 1572 and encodes 430 amino acids.